AUGGCGACCCAGCCGCCCCAGUCCCUGCCCUCCUUCGCCCAGGCCUUCGGCGCUCCCUCCCUCUCCCGCCUUACCGACGCAAACAAUGCGCUCCCCCCCAUCCACGACCGUCACGAGUCCAUGAACGACCGCGACCGCUCUAACAAGAAGCGCUCCCGCGCUGACGACCCCAAGCACGCCGACGAUAGCGCCUCGAACCCAGACGAGCGACGCUCUCCUCGUAUUGUGCGCAUCAAGGAGGAGGCCGAGUACGAGUCGUUGCCGUCACCCACUGCCCGCAACGCGCCGUCCGCACCCCACGACGAUGCGCACAAGAAGCGGCGGGUGACGAUAAGCGGGAUAUCCCAUCCCAUCAACACCGACGUCAGGACCCCCGCCUCCGACGCUGCCAAAUCGAUCUCACCCGUGGUCAUGGGGCUCCCCAUUCCUCGCGACGAUGCCGCCGCGAUCGAGCAGGUGCGGUCCAUGCUCACCAUCAAGCAGCAGCAGAAGGAGCUCAUCCAGCAGCGUCGCGGGAGCACCGCCGGCAUCCUCUCCGUCGCGCCCCCCACCGUCUCCGUCAACGUCGUCAACGCCCCUCCCCCGCCCCCCGACGGCCCACAACCACCCAAGCAGAAUCCUACCACUCGCGCCGGCGGACGGAGUCCCAAGCCCAACGCAGGCGCCAUCGCUCCACGUCGCUCUAUCGUCGGCGGCACACCUCUUGCAAACCGCGCCCACUCUCCUCUCGCCAGGGUCCCAGCCCACCCAGACACAUCCCGCUCCAACCUCCGCCUGCCCCCGCACAUGAGGGCCCGGGUUCACACAUCCCCGCGCACACGCACGCGCUGCCCGCGCCGCCCAUCAGUUUCGCUCGCCGCCGGGCGACCCGCACGCUCGGGGGGGAAGGGCAAACCUGCGGACAUCACGAUCAGCCCCCGCGACGCGAACAUGGAUCGUUUGCAGCCUUCCGUCCAGAGCGCACCGCCCAUCCCCCGCGCUGGCCUCAACCAAGGCAACACCUCCAAGCACACCCCGGGUUACGACCAGCCGCGUCCCGCCCACGCCCACCCGGCUUGCAUGGCGCGAAACCCUCACCCAACGACCGCGGGCCCAUCGACCGCGGCGGGGACGCACCAUCUCGGCGUCGGCUCGAUCUCAGCCACCGCAACCGUGGGGCGGUCCCCUCCGACCACGACAGUACCGAUCGCAACCACGCUAGUACCGCCCACGCCGUCCGCGUUCGCGCGGCCACAGUACGCGAGCGAGAAGUCGGCGUUCCUCGCGCCGUUCGAGGCCUUCUACGACGCGCUCGCGGACGCGCGCACACUCAAGGGCUGGCUGCACGAGCAACUGCAGAAGUCGGCCGCGCUCACGCAGGCGCUGCAGCGCCAGCAGGAGCACGUCGACGAGCUCGUCGCGCCGCGGUCGAGCGCCGGCUGGGACCCCUCGGCGACGAGCUCGCGAGCAUGC
Epithele typhae is the source of this 1452-nucleotide messenger RNA. RefSeq lists its product as uncharacterized. The transcript is spliced from 5 exons. The annotation marks the transcript as partial. Lineage: Eukaryota; Fungi; Basidiomycota; Agaricomycetes; Polyporales; Epitheliaceae. The record is from RefSeq and is a predicted model, not a curated record.